CAUGGCAUGGCGGGAGUCACCAAAGGAGAGCCGCUAAUGCGGUCCAGGGCCUACAAUGGAGCGGCCUGUUUUUCACUUUGUGGGUGGAACGCCAGUGUCUGCGGUGGAAGAGUGAAGAACUGGGCGGAUCAGGACUUACCCCCCUUUGAGCCCAUGAUCAGCUUAGGCAUUAGCGAUUAGGCUUGGCUGACCAUCUGCUUUAUCUGAAGAUUUUCAGCUGAUGAGGCACUAGGAGGUUCAAACACCAUCGCGUCUGGUCCUGGACUGGUGAUUUGGAGAGAGUGCUAACAGGGCACAGCUCUCCCUCUAGGGCAGGAUGGCCCAGGAUCUCAGCGAGAAAGAGCUGCUGCGGAUGGAGGUGGCACAGCUGAAGAAGGAAGUGAAGAACCCUCGCGACCCGAUUUCCAAGACAGGAAAGGAAAUCAAGGAUUAUGUUCAGGCCCAAGCAGGGGCCGACCCUCUUCUCCGAGGCGUCCCAGAAGACAAGAAUCCCUUCAAGGAGAGAGGCACUUGUGUAAUAAGCUGAUGGCCCAGAACAUCCGCCCCUUUCUUCCUGUCCCUCCUCAGCCAGGCCCUAGUGUGCUGGAAUACCCAGGCGACCCACGUUUACCUCCUCUUAGACAUAAA
Molecule: messenger RNA, 627 nt
Organism: Microtus oregoni (creeping vole)
Lineage: Eukaryota; Metazoa; Chordata; Mammalia; Rodentia; Cricetidae
Gene: Gngt2
Product: G protein subunit gamma transducin 2
Exons: 3
Coding region: 317-526 (69 amino acids)
Biological process (GO): G protein-coupled receptor signaling pathway
Cellular component (GO): heterotrimeric G-protein complex
Molecular function (GO): G-protein beta-subunit binding
Source: RefSeq, a predicted model, not a curated record